AGAAAGAUGAGACAUUACUACCAGGAUCUUAAGAGAGGGGUUUCAUCGAUAUGAGAAGAAAACAAAACAAAGUAUGGAUAAAGGGGUAAACGUUUGAAUGCAGGAGAGGAAUUAAGGUGGGCCAGCUGACUACUGUGUUGUUCUGAGAAAAGGGCUUCGGAAAUACAGCUGCCUACACGGGAACUUUAGUAAACAGAUUUUGUGAAGGGCUAGUUGAGACAAACAGACACUCUGUUUGGAUCAGAUGGACAAAGGGAUUUACCACUUCAAGAGAAAUUGACAUCCUCCCCUCAAUACUCCCGAGUUUUGUUGUCCUUCUCACCACUCCUUCCUCUUCUUCUCAGCUUCACAGGCAGCAAUAUUAACAAUGAAAAACCACACCUAUAUGACAGAAUUCAUCCUGCUGGGACUGACAGACAUCCCAGAGAUUCAGAGUAUCAUCUUCAUACUUCUCUUCUUCACCUACCUACUCAGCACCUUAGGUAACCUGACAAUCAUCACCCUUACACUACUGGACUCCCAUCUCCAGACUCCCAUGUAUUUCUUCCUCUGGAACUUCUCCUUCCUAGAAAUUUUCUUUACAACCACUUUUACUCCUAGGCUACUGUUCAGCAUCUCAGCUGGGAACAAGAGCAUCAGCUUUGCUGGCUGCUUCACUCAGUAUUUCUUUACCAUAUUCCUUGGGGCCACAGAGUUUUACCUUCUGGCUGCCAUGUCCUAUGACCGCUAUGUGGCCAUCUGCAAACCCCUGCAUUACACGACCAUCAUGAGCAACAGAGUCUGCAUCCAGUUGGUUCUCUGCUCAUGUUUGGCUGGAUUCCUGAGCAUCCUCUCCCCUAUUAUCCUAACCAGUCAACUGGAUUUCUGUGCCUCCAAUGUCUUGAAUCAUUAUUUUUGUGACUAUGGACCCCUCAUAGAAAUAUCCUGCUCAGACGCACGACUCCUGGAGCUGGCUGACUUUAUCUUAGCAGUUGUGACCUUGGUGGUCACCCUGGUGAUGGUGAUUCUCUCCUACGCAAACAUCAUCUGGACCGUUCUGAAGAUCCCCUCUGCUCAGCAAAGGAAGAAGGCCUUUUCCACGUGUUCCUCCCACAUGAUUAUCAUCUCCCUCUCUUACGGAAGCUGCAUCUUCAUGUACAUAAAACCCUCAGCAAAAGAAGGAGUUACCCUCAAUAAGGGAGUGGCUGUGCUCAAUACAUUAAUUGCCCUUUUACUCAACCCCUUCAUUUACACCCUAAGGAAUAAGCAAGUAAAACAAGCCUUCAAUAAUAUGGCCAGAAAAAUAGGGCAUCUUUAUUCAUUUUAA
This is a messenger RNA of Camelus dromedarius (Arabian camel), 1306 nucleotides long. RefSeq names its product olfactory receptor 2AP1. Gene Ontology annotation, cellular component: membrane. Gene Ontology annotation, biological process: G protein-coupled receptor signaling pathway. Lineage: Eukaryota; Metazoa; Chordata; Mammalia; Artiodactyla; Camelidae. The record is from RefSeq and is a predicted model, not a curated record. Gene Ontology annotation, molecular function: G protein-coupled receptor activity; olfactory receptor activity. The transcript has a single exon. The coding region runs from base 368 to 1306 and encodes 312 amino acids.